Messenger RNA from Dermatophagoides pteronyssinus (European house dust mite), 672 nucleotides. Its product is annotated as ribulose-phosphate 3-epimerase-like. The record is from RefSeq and is a predicted model, not a curated record. NCBI's taxonomy places the organism in Eukaryota, Metazoa, Arthropoda, Arachnida, Sarcoptiformes, Pyroglyphidae.
AUGCCAAUAUUAGCUCCAUCAAUUCUGGCAGCUGAUUUUUCAAACCUGGAACGUGAAAUAAUUGAAGUGUGUGGCGACGCCGUAAAUGUUCUUCAUGUAGAUAUUAUGGACGGUCAUUUUGUGCCGAAUAUAACGUUUGGUCCAGACGUCGUAAAGGCCCUGAAAAAAAAGUUUUUUUGCAAGUAUUUCGACUGUCAUUUGAUGGUGAGUGACCCUAUGAAAUGGGUGAAAUCAUUCGCUGAAGCAGGAGCUAACUGCAUUACUUUUCACUACGAAGCUUGUAGCUCAGAUAAAGAAAUUAAAGAAAUAAUCAGCGCAAUCGUUGAUUUAAACGUUGAUGUAGGGAUAGCGAUCAAUCCAGACACUAGUUUAAGCAAAAUAGAAAAUUUGUUAAACGACAACAGAAUUCAUCAUAUUUUAGUGAUGACUGUUAACCCCGGAUUUGGAGGCCAAAAGUUUAACACCGAAGCGGUUAAAAAAGUUUCGGAAAUAAAAAAAAUUAACUACAAGAUUUUGGUCGAAGUUGAUGGCGGUGUAAAUUUGCAAACAAUUGAGUUAGCAAUUGCGCACGGAGCUGAUAUCAUAGUUGUAGGGAGUGCUUUGUUCAACGCAACCAAUCGCAAAGCCACCCAGCUUGAAUUUCUCAAGUUAUUAGAAAAAGUAACAUGCUAA